Molecule: messenger RNA, 993 nt
Organism: Arctia plantaginis
Lineage: Eukaryota; Metazoa; Arthropoda; Insecta; Lepidoptera; Erebidae
Source: the annotation of a GenBank genome assembly
AUGAUGGAGAAAACGGCGUUAUUCUUCGUCUUAUCAAUAGCGACGGUCCUGGCAAGCCCAGUGAUGACCAGACAGGGUCUUCUGAGACAAAAGACACAAGACACUUUCUGCGCCUCACUAUUAAACUUUAACAACUUUUACUAUUCUUUAGAAGAAAGCAGGAAUAUCACAGGAAUACCGGCAGACAUGAGUAUUCACUGGAAGACGGGGAAGGUAUUCUUCACUUUAAUUAGCGAUGAAAUGAAGAUGAGUCUCCAAAUAAUGGAACCGAGCGGAGAAUUCUCUACAAUCAAAGUGGCCGGUCUGGGCCAGUCGACUUGUGUUGAUAACCUCAACGAUAUUGUGUAUUUGGCUACUGAUAACGGCGUUUAUAAAUAUAAAGAUGACGGUUCCAUUGAACUCUAUACAGCUUUGGGUGAAGAUGUUAUGUAUGUAGCGGUAAACAGUGAUGGAACGGCCAUGUAUAUUGCCACGUGGCCCCAAAACCGUGUUCACAAAAUAACUAACGAUGGUCAGAAACUAGAAACUUUUUCUGCCAUCCCCAACGGUCAUGGUUUAACAGUGGAUCCAAGAAAUAACAUUUACUUUGUUGCCACUAAAACCUCCUAUAUCUUGAAGAAUGGGUACACCAUACCUAUCAAGAUCAAAGGUUUGCCAAGCGAUAAAAUGACAGGUGUAUUUGUAACCAGAUCUGAUGAAGUUUAUGCAAUGGAUGAAAAUAGCAAUUUGUAUCUUAUUGAUCCUGACAAUACAAGUGCCAAGCAUCUAGGGUCUUUUAGGGUAAACGGUGUUAAUACUUUUGCUAUGGAUUCAGUUGACAAUGUCAUGAUUGGAGUUAAGGGAGCCAUCUUGAAAUUCAAAGCAUACGAGAGAAGCCCUUGUCCAUCUGCGGAAAAAGUUAGCAGGAAGGGAAAAAGGCACAGUAAAAAGAGAAAGCACAAGAAACACACAACUUCGACUACUGAAGCCAAUGAAGAAGAUGAAGAGGAAUAA